AUGGAACUUGAUUCCCUACUUGGGAAACAUGCCUCAUCAAAAGGAGAGUCUCUGUUGAUCGCACGGGUAGGCACGGAUUUUCGAGAACACUAUUCGAACGGGUCGACUCAAAUAUCUCCCCCAGAGUUCCCCUCAACCCUCGGAUGUGUGGCACUCCAGCGCGACUCUGCUAUUUGGUGCGAGAUGAAGCGUCUAUACGUUCUCAAGGAUACUCGCGGAGAACGCCUGAGUGAAACCCUCGUCGAAGCGAUCCUGGAGCAGGUCAGAGCGCUCUGGGUUAGAACGCACCUAGACACAUUACCUGAAAUGACAGCGGCACGACGACUGUCUCCGAAAUAUGGAGUCGUGGAUAUUGCACCGUAA
This is a messenger RNA of Penicillium digitatum Pd1, 363 nucleotides long. The record is from RefSeq and is a predicted model, not a curated record. NCBI's taxonomy places the organism in Eukaryota, Fungi, Ascomycota, Eurotiomycetes, Eurotiales, Aspergillaceae.